UCGUUGCUGAGUCCUCCAGACAACUCCCCGGCUCCUCUUUCUCUGUUUCUUGGAUAACUUGGAAGCAUUUGAAGAGAUCUGCGAUUCUUCUAGUCUUCGAGACCUAAGACAUCUCCAAUCCCAAACCCUCGGCUCUUCCCUUCUCCUUUAUAUCGAUCUCCCACUCUGGGAUCUUGGAGCUGGUGCGAGCUUUUCUGGAUCGAUUGGUCGCUUCUCUGGCAUUGCUAGGGUUUGAUCUCUCUCUACUUCUGCUUCUCUUUCUCUUGUAGGAUCGGCGUAAGAGAUAGUAGUUUGUUUGAUCUGUUCUUGAUAGUAUUAUGGUCGGCAAGAAUCUGUAGAUAUGGGCUUGUUUUUGGUGAUUCAUUGGGUCUCUUGAGUAGCGCUUGUUGUUCUGCAGCUCAAGAAGUGGAAUAAUGAGAAUUCUCACUGGGUGACGCUGAGGACUGUUGGAUCCUUCUCUCCAUAUUCUUGAUUUCCAAGAGUCGUUCUUGAUCCUUUCUAAUGUUUUUUUUCGUUGUUUUCGCUUGAAAUACGCUAAAUAUUGAGUAGAGAUGUCUCUGAAUCUUGGAUUGGUAGCGGUUGGAGUGUAAUUAUAUAGUGGGAAAGAGAGUUAGAUGGAGGAAGGUAGUAACAAAGGGGAUUUACAGGCGAAAUUAGUAAGGCAGCUUUCUGUUCGAACAUCCGGGAGCCUGAAAUCAUCCUUGUCUGGGAGAUCUAGUUCAAGAAACUCCCCUUCUUUCCGGCGGUUGGGUUCCAGCAGAACUCCCCGAAGGGAGUCGAAGUCCAAUUCCAGCAAGUUCCAAUGGAUUCGAGGCAACCGUCUGGUGCUUUUUUUAAUUCUCAUAACUCUAUGGACGUACAUAGGCUUUUAUGUGCAAUCUGGGUGGGCUCACAAUGAUGACAGAAAGGCAGAAUUUGUUGGUUACAAGAGCGAGUCAGGUAGUCCUAAGCAAGAGAAGGAUGCAAGAAUAGCUGCAGCGUCUCUGGAAGCCAAUACCACUACUUCUUUGAGUAAGGAGCCAGUGGUAGUGGAAGGGAAAAAAGAAUCAGACUUGAAUAAGUUGGUUGUUAGUUUGACAAAGAAAGGAAGACAGGUUUCAUCCCAUCAGAGUGCUCCUAAGAAGACCAGCAGAAGAUCAAGGCGUAAAUCGAGGAAGAAUGCUCUGAAGCCAAAGGGUGUCAAAGUGGAAAAUAGGACAGGUGAGAUGGAAGAUGGAAUGAUACCAAGAAGAAAUACUUCAUAUGGGUUGAUUGUGGGGCCAUUUGGCAAGACAGAAGAGAGGGUUUUGGGAUGGAGUGCUGAUAAGAGGAAAGGGACGUGUGAUAGGAAAGCUGAAUUUGCUCGCACUGUCUGGUCUCGGUCUUUUGUGUUGCUAUUUCAUGAACUUUCAAUGACAGGGGCGCCGCUUUCAAUGAUGGAGUUGGCCACAGAGCUUUUAAGCUGCGGCGGCACUGUGUCUGCUGUAGUGCUUAGCAAGAAAGGUGGAUUGAUGGCAGAACUUGAUAGGAGAGGGAUCAAAGUGCUCAAGGACCGGGCAGAACUCAGCUUCAAGGCUGCCAUGAAAGCUGACCUUGUUAUUGCAGGAUCAGCUGUCUGUUCAUCCUGGAUUGAGCAAUAUGUGGCAAAGUUUCCAGCAGGAUCAAGUAAAAUUGUUUGGUGGAUCAUGGAGAAUCGCCGAGAAUACUUUGAUCGGUCAAAGCAUAUGCUGAACCAAGUGAAGAUGCUGACAUUCUUAUCUGAAUCACAGUCUAAAAGGUGGUUAUCCUGGUGUCAAGAAGAACAUAUUCACUUGAAUUCAGAGCCUAUGCUAGUUCCUCUUUCUGUGAAUGAUGAAUUGGCGUUUGUAGCAGGCAUUCCAUGUUCCCUGAACACUCCAUCAUUCAGUGUUGAGAGAAUGCUGGAAAAGAGGAACUUGUUAAGAGGUGCAGUCAGAAAGGAGAUGGGAUUGGGUGACAAUGACGUGCUUAUAAUGUCUUUAAGUAGCAUAAACCCUGGUAAAGGCCAGAGGUUGCUUCUUGAAGCAUCUCUUUUGGUGGCUGAGCACAAUGUUUCUGUAAAAAAUUUUAAAAGCAAUGGUUCACUGGAGGAGAAAAAGCUGUCAGAAUUUACUAAUAAAAACCAAACAACCUUGAGCAGUGAGAAAACUACGGGUUCUUUGUCUUGGAAAAACAACCAGAUUGAUGAGCCAGCAGCUGAUAUCCACCAAAGUAACACUACUAAUGUCAAUUCUAAGAAGAGGAAGAAGAGACGUUCACGACUAGCUAAUAUGCUUUCCUUGGUUAAUCACACUUCCAAGAGUAUGGCACAAGGAGAUCAUCGAAAAUUGAGAAACUUGCUGUCAGAUAGAGAGGACAAGGAAGAGCAAAGCCUUAAAGUUUUAAUUGGCUCUAUAGGAUCAAAGAGCAAUAAAGUGCUUUAUAUUAAAACAAUUCUUAGAUUUCUGUCUCAACAUUCAAACUUGUCAAAGCUAGUGCUAUGGACUCCAACAACUACACGUGUUGCAUCACUCUAUGCUGCAGCUGAUGUUUAUGUAAUAAAUGCGCAGGGUCUCGGAGAAACAUUUGGGAGGGUGACAAUUGAAGCUAUGGCAUUUGGCCUGCCGGUGCUUGGAACAGAUGCAGGGGGCACGCAGGAGAUUGUUGAGCACAAUGUAACAGGUCUUCUCCAUCCCGUUGGGCGUGAAGGAGCACAAACCCUUGCCCAGAAUAUCCAAUAUCUAUUACACAAUCCAUCAGUGAGGGAGAAGAUGGGUUUGAGGGGAAGACAAAAGGUUCAAGACAAGUUCCUGAAGAAUCAGCUGUACAAGCGAUUUGCAGAGGUCCUUGUCAAGUGCAUGAAAGUCAAGUAGCAACCUUAUUCGAACUAAUCUCUUUUUUUUUCCAUAUUGGAUUGUGAGGUGCUAUCAUUUUACAUGACUGGUAAGUUGUUCGGGUAGCCCAUCAUUUCCCCCCAACCAGUCUGGUAAUUGGCUCAUUUUGAGCAGCGAAUUGUAUUCUGGGCUCUCUGUUCAUCCUGGGACUCUUGUAUUGCAACGUCACUUGUGUAAACCUAGAUCAAGUUCUCCCCACCCUGUGGUCACCAUGAGCCCUUCCCGGAUAAUUCAGUUGCAAUUUACUGGCGCAUUGUUUGUUCCCUUUCCAGACUGGGACCAAAAUUAUAGUUUUGCCUAUUAUAGUGAUUGAUGCAUUAUUACUGAAAUUGAUGCAACCUAAGAAGUCUGGUGCAUCAAAAACCAUGGUUGCUUAAUCUGUUUUGUCAUGAUA
Molecule: messenger RNA, 3264 nt
Organism: Elaeis guineensis (African oil palm)
Lineage: Eukaryota; Viridiplantae; Streptophyta; Magnoliopsida; Arecales; Arecaceae
Molecular function (GO): glycosyltransferase activity
Source: RefSeq, a predicted model, not a curated record